GUAAAGCAGAAAGAAAAGAGAUGGCAAAGAACUUCAACUCUGUCAGCUUCACCAUUAUUGUGCUUGUCCUCAUGAUGGCUUCUACCGGAAUCCUCAAGACCAAGGCUCUGCCUGGGGUGGAGUGCCCAGUUGGAAGUGGAUGCCUUGUCCCCUCUACGCGUGUGUUCUCACAAGAGUGCGGGCCGGAGCCGUUCCUAGGUACAGAUUUGGAUUGUUGUGCAUGUUGCACUGCCACAUACGGCUCUCCUCCAGUCUGUUUUGCGGUUGUUGAGGGAACCGAUCUGCACUGCCAUUGUUACCAAAAGAAGCCUUGAUAUCACAUAAUUACCAAGUGUUACUUUUGUAUCCAUUCAGUAUGAGAACAUGACGUGUGUAUGUUUAUGUUCAAGUUUCUUUUGCUUCCAAAUAAAAUAUCAAGGGCAAAGCUUGUCAC
Brassica oleracea var. oleracea is the source of this 433-nucleotide messenger RNA. Its product is annotated as defensin-like protein 206. Lineage: Eukaryota; Viridiplantae; Streptophyta; Magnoliopsida; Brassicales; Brassicaceae. The transcript has 2 exons. The record is from RefSeq and is a predicted model, not a curated record. Bases 21 to 314 code for a protein of 97 amino acids.